Molecule: messenger RNA, 5235 nt
Organism: Lacerta agilis (Sand lizard)
Lineage: Eukaryota; Metazoa; Chordata; Lepidosauria; Squamata; Lacertidae
Gene: LAMC3
Product: laminin subunit gamma 3
Exons: 28
Coding region: 96-4829 (1577 amino acids)
Source: RefSeq, a predicted model, not a curated record
CUCUGCUCAGUCAGAGAAGAAGGAGGGAAUUGUGAGCGCCUCUUUAGAGCUUGGGAUUGUGUAAAGACAUUUCAGUGGCUUCUUUGAGACUGAUCAUGGCUGGGGUUAUCUGGUGUCUGGCUUUGGUUUGGCUGGAUCUGCAUCUGACCAUGGGGGCCAUGGAUUCAUGUUAUGAUGCCCAUGGACGGGCACAGCGCUGUAUGCCCAUCUUUGAGAAUGCCGCAUUUGGGAGGCGUGCGCAGGUGUCCAACACAUGUGGCUCCCCACCAGAGGAUUACUGUCUCCAGAUGGGAACACGAGACUCCACCACACUCUGCCACCGCUGUGAUGCCGGCAGCGAUGAACUCCACCACAACGCCACCUACCUGACUGACUUCCAUAGCCAGGAAGAGCCCACAUGGUGGCAGAGCCAGUCCAUGGCCUUCGAGGUUCAGCACCCCAACUCAGUCAAUAUCACCCUUCACCUGGGAAAAUCUUAUGAAAUCACCUACGUGAGGUUGAAAUUUCACACCAGCCGCCCAGAAAGCUUUGCCAUCUAUAAGCGGAGCCAUUCUAACAGCCCCUGGGUCCCUUAUCAGUACUACAGCGCCUCGUGUGAGAAGACAUAUAGGAAGCCGGAAGGGCAGUUCUUGCGACCUGGCCAAGAUGAGCGGGUGGCACUCUGUACAGACGAGUUCAGCGACAUUUCCCCACUGAGUGGGGGAAAUGUGGCUUUCUCUACCCUUGAAGGCCGGCCUAGUGCCUACAGCUUUGACCAGAGUCCCAUUCUCCAGGAGUGGGUGACCGGGACGGAUUUGAAGAUUUCUUUGGACCGGCUAAAUACCUUUGGGGAUGACAUCUUCAAGGAUCCCAAGGUGCUGCAGUCUUACUACUAUGCCAUCUCAGACUUCUCCGUAGGGGGCAGGUGCAAGUGUAAUGGCCAUGCUAGUGAAUGCAUCCCAAAUGAAGAGGAUCAGUUGGUUUGCCUCUGCCAGCACAACACCACUGGGGUAGACUGCGAGUUGUGCCAGCCGUUUUAUCAGGACCGCCCGUGGGCACGGGGCACCGCUGAGGCUGCCAAUGAGUGUCUCCCAUGCAACUGUAGCGGCCGAUCAGACGAGUGUUUUUAUGACUGGGAGUUAUACCGACGCACUGGGCACGGUGGCCACUGCCGAAAUUGCCAGGACAACACGGAUGGCCCGCACUGUGAGCGCUGCCGCCAGAAUUUCUACCGCUGGGAUACCCAGGCGGCAUGCCAGCCCUGCAGCUGCAACCCAGCAGGUUCCUUGAAUCCCCAGUGUGACAGCUCAGGGGCCUGUGAAUGCAAAGCAACAGUGACAGGCUGGAAAUGUGAGCGUUGCCGAGAUGGAUUCCACUCCCUCAGUGAAGGCGGGUGCAGACCUUGCGCUUGUGACGCAGCUGGCAGUGUAGGGACAUGUGACCCUAACACAGGACACUGCAGGUGCAAAGAGAAGGUAGAAGGGUACCUGUGCAACAGGUGCCAACCUGGUAGCUUCAAUCUACAGCUCCACAGCCCUACUGGCUGCACCAGCUGCUUCUGCUAUGGCCAUUCAACAGUGUGCACAGUGGCCCAGGGGUAUGAGGUUCACGAUAUCAUCUCUGACUUCAGCCAAGGACUCGAUGGCUGGAAAGCAGUAAAUCCAAGUGGGCAGGAGGUCCCCCUCCACUGGGCUAGAGGAGAGAUCUCCCUGGAACAAGAGGAGGAAGAGGCUGAUUUUAUAGCUCCAGAGAGGUUCCUAGGUGACCAGCACCUUAGUUACGGGCAGACCCUCUCCGUGCUCUUCCGCAUAGAAAGCUCCACAUCUGACUUCCAUCCUUUCCCCAUCGGGCUGGUUUUGGAGGGGGACGGCAUCUCGGUGUCAGCCAGUUAUGCUGAUACAGAAGACAGCAGAAAUGGCACACACUGUGAAGAGCACAUGAUAGUAUUCAGGCUUCACGAGGCUGAGGAAGAAAUGCAACCAGCUCUCUCAGCUUUCCAGUUCCAGCGCCUGCUCUCCAACCUGACAGUGCUUCAGAUCCAGGCCAAAAGCAGUUAUGGACCAGGUAGGAUUUUCCUGAAGGAAGUCCAGCUUACGUCAGCUCACCCAGGCCUCUCUCAGCCAGCCCUGUGGGUCGAAGAAUGUAUAUGCCCGCAAGGGUACGUUGGCCAGUUCUGUGAGUCCUGCGCUCCUGGCUUCAAGAGGGAGGUCCCAUUCGGUGGCCCCUUGGUCAGUUGUGUUCUCUGCUCUUGCAACCAACAUGGCAGCUGUGAUCCUGACACAGGCCUCUGCCAAUGCCUGCACAACACAGAGGGGCCUUCCUGUGAGCGUUGUGCUGCUGGUUUCCAUGGCAACCCCUUCACUGGCCGCUUUGAUGACUGUAAGCCUUGCCCUUGCCCUGGCCAGACGCCUUGCCUGGCUCUCCCACAGAGCGGAGAAGUGGUCUGUACCCACUGCCCACUGGGACAAAGAGGGAGACUCUGUGAGCUGUGCGAUGAUGGCUUUUUCGGGGACCCCCUGGGAAGGAAUGGUCCAGUCCGACCUUGCAGCCCCUGUGAAUGCAACAGCAACGUGGACCCCAAUGCCGUGGGCAACUGUGAUGCUGUCUCAGGCCAGUGUCUCCGCUGCUUAUACAACACAGCAGGGGAACACUGUGAGAGGUGUCAGGAAGGCUUCUAUGGAGAUCCACUAGCCACCAACCAUGCUGUGAAGUGUACACCCUGCAACUGUAACCCUGGAGGCUCUACCAACGGAGCAGCGACUUGUGAUGAUGUCACCGGUCAGUGCAUCUGCCUCCCCCAUGUGACUGGGCGGGACUGCAGCCAAUGCCAAGCAGGUUAUUAUGACCUCCAGCCAGGAAAGGGUUGCAAAAGUUGCCAAUGCCACCCAGUAGGUUCUCAACACAGCCACUGCCACCCGCUCACAGGGCAAUGCUCUUGUCAACCUGGUGUGGAAGGUGUGUCAUGUGAUCAGUGCCAGGCUGGUUUCUUUGGCUUCUCAUUCCAAGGAUGCCGAGCCUGCAACUGCUCCCAGCUCGGUUCUGUCUCCCUCCAGUGCCAUGACAACAGCACAUGUGUGUGCAAGCACGGGUUUGUGGGGUACAAGUGUGACCAAUGCAAAGUGAACUACUUCUAUGACCCUGGGAGCAAUCAGUGCCUGGAGUGCCCUAUUUGCUACAGUCUCGUGAAGGAAGAGGCAGACAAUUUGAAGGCCAAGUUGACGAAGAUGGAGUCAUGGUUGGAGAAACCAGAUUGUGGCAUGAUGAGGGCACGUUAUUAUUCUGCCAUGCUGCGGGACACACCACGGGGUGACACUCUCCACAGCCGUUACCUGUUGAAAGGUGCCAAAGUGGCUUUCCUAGAAGAGCUUGCUGAGCUGGAGAGCCUAGUGCAUGAUGCAGAGAGCCGGCUGAGGAACACCAGUGAGAUUAUGGGCUGUGACAACCAGAGUGGCACCAAGGGCUGCCUCCUCCUCACUGACAUCCUGCCCAUCCUACAGUCCACACAACAACAGAUCCAGAUGGCCACCAACACACUUGAUGCCAUGGAGUUUCCUGCUGAGAUGUCGCACCAGCCCACCAACUGGACCCACCAGGCACAGGAGUCUAGAGUGCUGGCCCAGAGCCAUAUGGAGGCUGCGGCCUUGGUGGAGGACACUGCCCAAAAGGCCAUGCUCCUGUCCAACAAGACCUACCACCUUCUGCAGAGUAUCAUAGAGGACAAUGCAAAACUGGAGUUUAGGGGACAGAUGGAAGAGAGCUACCAGAGAAUCCAAAAGGCACAGAGGGAGCUUGGCUUCCAGAUGGAAGAGGCUACAGCCAAAGCUGAGGAGGCUUUUGCUUCAGUCCAUCAGGGCAACAUGGCAAAGAACCUCAAGCAGAUCAGUGUCAUAGAGCUGCACCCCCUGGUUCAGCAGGCUGAAAAUCUAACUCAUUGUGCCAAUGAACUGGAGCACCUGGCGGAACAGAAUAAACACCUGGUGGCCAAUGGAUCUCUUAUUGUAGAGGCCAAACUGGAGGGCGUGACUCAGAGGAUGAAGGAGUUGGAACAACUAUGGCAAAGGACAAAUGAUGCCCACACACAGGCAUCCUCAUCGCUCUCAAAGGGGGAGGCUGUGCUCUCCGAAGCAAAGACCUUGUUGGCUACCUUGGAUGGGAUGAAGAGGUUGGGUGCACGUCACAAACGCCAGUCUGCCACAAACAGGAAAAUGACAGUUGUGCGGGAUCGGGCAAUAGCAGAGGCGCAGAAGAAGACCAGACAAGCUCAGAAGAUUCUGGGAGAUUCUUUUUCAGUCUCUGCUGAGGCCCAGAAAACUGCCAACAAUGCAGAGUUAAUCACAAAGGAAGGCGCUAAGAAGGCCCAGGACACACUCAGAGACGCAAAGCGGGAGAAAAGGCGCGUGGAUAAACUUAAGGCACGUGUUGCUUUGACUGUGGCAGAAGCCUCCAGGCAGAAGCGUGAGUCUGAAAAACGUGGCAAUGACCUCGCUGGACCUGGACAGGUUGCAGCGGAGAUGAACGAUCUUGAGAAGAGCCUCCGAAAUGCCCAGGGCUCCUUGGAGAUGGACAUUGCGACGUUGAACAGCCUGCUCGCCAGUCUCGGCAACAUAGAUCACAGUGCUCUGUCAGAAGCUGCGCUGAACUUGAGCCAAACCCAGCUGGAGCACUUGCAGUCAAGCCUGGCGGGAUCUGGUGCCCUGGGCCAGCAGCUGAGCACCUUGCAGCAUGAGGCUGAAACCCAGCGGGAGAGGAUCGAGGCCUUCGAGAGGGACUUGGCGGAGAUCCAGAGCGACAAGCAGAACCUGGAAUCCAUCCUCCGGAGCCUGCCCAGCAGCUGCUCCAGCAGGAAGUGAGACGGCCUCCUUAAAAGUGCUCCAGAGCACCAUCCCUGGCAGCGCAAGGAACUGAAGGCUUAAGGAAAAAGGCGCGGAGGGAGGGAAAGAUGGAAGAAGGUCAAUACCAUGGAGGAAAUGUCAGGAUGUAGGAGGGAUUUGAUUCGGUUCACAGUUAAAGGCAAAUCUAUCGCACUGCGCUUUCUGAAACAAUAUGCAAACUGAAACACAAGCCACCCUUCCAAAAUUCACACUUCUCCAAACUUUGCAGUGCAGUUCUCCAGCCAAGUAACGUGUACAAAAAUGCACAAGCUUGGGAGUAAAGUGGGCCUAGGAAUGCAAGUACAGUAGUACCUCCAGUUACGUAACCCUCUGGCUUUGUAAACCGGGAUGCGAAAGCUGCAAACCCAGAAAUAUUUGACCGGGU